AUGAGUGAGUGAGGAGAUCCUGGACAGAAAAAGCCGCCCGAUUGUUUUUUUUAAAAAAUCUCUGUGCAGGUAUAUCCAACAGGCAUGUCUGGGAUCCGCACAGCAUAGCGCUGAGAGAAGUGGACAGAGGGGGGGAAAGAGAGAGAGGAGGGGGAUUCCGAGACACGCUCACUGCUUUCUCUGAAAGCUGUCACACACCCUGAGAACAGAUUAUUUUGUUUUGGGGGUGGGGAGGAUUCUUUCGCCGUUUUCCUUCCCGCCCGGUGUUGCCGAGGACAGAGAGAGAGAGGGAGCUGCGAGCCGUUCUGGAUGCUGGAUAAAUGGUGGGGUGGGGGGGCCCGAAGCCCGCAGCCCUGGAUUAAUGCUGGAGGAGAGAGAAACGAGAGCGGCGGCUGCUGCCGCUAACUCCCGACCGAGCUCGACAAUGCCGAGAUUCUGAGCACACAGCAUCUCUAGUUUCAGACUGCACUUACUUGCAGCAGCUUGUAAGACAGUGAGAACGAGGCUGCCAACGGCUGCUGGUGCCAAGCUGUCGGAUGAUGCAUAAAAUCAGGCCACUGGUGGUGUUCCUGUGCUUCCUACUACUUGCUAAUGCUGAAGCACCACCAAAGUUUACAAGAACUCCCAUUGACCAGACGGGAGUCUCCGGAGGGGUUGCGUCAUUUAUCUGCCAAGCCUCAGGAGAACCGAGGCCCAAAAUUGUAUGGUCUAAAAAAGGAAAGAAAGUCAGCUCUCAGCGAUUUGAGGUGAUCGAGUUCGAUGAUGGAUCUGGAUCUGUUCUCAGAAUACAGCCAUUACGAACGCCACGAGAUGAGGCUAUUUAUGAAUGUGUAGCCUCCAACAGUGUUGGAGAAAUAAGUGCCACCACCAGGCUUACAGUGUUACGUGAGGAUCAGCUUCCUGUGGGUUAUCCCACGAUAGACAUGGGCCCUCAGUUGAAGGUGGUAGAACGAACACGCACAGCCACCAUGUUGUGCGCAGCUAGCGGUAACCCCGAUCCCGAAAUUACUUGGUUCAAAGACUUCUUACCUGUUGAUACAAGCACUAAUGGACGCAUCAAACAGCUACGGUCAGGUGCCCUCCAAAUAGAGAACAGUGAGGAAUCAGACCAAGGAAAAUAUGAGUGUGUGGCAACCAACAGUGCUGGUACACGUUAUUCUGCUCCUGCCAAUCUAUAUGUGAGAGUUCGUCGUGUCCCACCGAGGUUUUCUAUUCCUCCAACAAGCCACGAGAUCAUGCCUGGUGGAAGUGUAAAUAUCACUUGUGUCGCUGUGGGAUCCCCAAUGCCUUACGUGAAAUGGAUGCUUGGAGCAGAAGAUCUGACUCCUGAAGAUGACAUGCCAAUUGGACGAAAUGUCCUGGAGCUCAACAACGUCAGAGAGUCUGCAAAUUAUACCUGUGUUGCCAUGUCAACGCUUGGAGUCAUAGAAGCAUUUUCCGAGGUCACAGUUAAAGCUUUGCCAAAACCCCCAGGCACCCCUGUUGUAACUGAAACUACAGCAACAAGUGUCACAUUGACUUGGGAUUCAGGAAAUCCAGAGCCUGUGGCUCACUAUAUUGUACAACACAAGCCCAAGCAUUCAGAUGGACCAUUUCAAGAGAUUGAUGGGGUGGCUACAACACGAUACAGUGUUGGAGGACUAAGCCCUUACUCGGAUUAUGAGUUCAGAGUCAUUGCAGUGAACAAUAUUGGGCAAGGGCCACCAAGUGAACCGGUAGAAACACGAACAGGUGAGCAGGCCCCUUCCAGCCCACCUCGCUCUGUGCAAGCCCGCAUGUUGAGCACUACUACCAUGUUAAUUCAAUGGGAGGAGCCAGAGGAGGCAAAUGGUCAAAUCCGUGGAUACAGAGUUUAUUACACUAUGGAUCCACAACAGCAUAUUAACAACUGGCAGAAGCACAAUGUAGAUGACAGUAUGCUGACAACAAUUGCAAACCUGACUCCAGAGACUACUUAUACCAUCCGUGUGCUGGCUUUCACUUCUGUUGGGGAUGGACCACAUUCACCUGAAAUACAGGUUAAAACUCAACAAGGAGUUCCAAGCCAGCCAAAUAACUUCAAAGCAGAACCGAAAUCAGACACCAGUAUUAUGCUGUCAUGGAUACCACCACGACAGGACACUAUCAUCAGAUAUGAAUUGUAUUACAGGGAAGGAGAAUAUGGAAAAGAGCAACUUGUCACAUUUGAACCAAAGACAACAUAUCUUUUAGAGGAUUUGAAACCAAACACUAUGUACUUCUUCCGACUUGCUGCUCGCUCUGAGCAUGGCCUUGGAGCUUCAACUGCGCAGAUUUCAGCCCAAACCAUGGAGACUAAACCAUCAGCCCCACCUCAGGAUAUCAAGUGCAUGAGCCCAAGCUCGACCAGCAUUUUGGUAAGUUGGCUGCCCCCACCAGCAGACAACCAGAACGGCAUCAUCACCAAAUACACCAUCAAAUAUACUGCCAAUGACCAAGAAGCCAGCUCGCCCAACGAAGUCUCGGAUAUUCCGCCAGAUACCAGGCAGUACUUACUGGAACAUUUGGAAAAAUGGACUGAGUACCGCAUCAUUAUGACUGCCCACACGGAUGUUGGACCAGGCCCAGAGAGCUCUCCCAUACUGAUUCGCACAGAUGAGGAUGUUCCUAGUGGUCCUCCUCGCAAAGUCGAGGUAGAGGCUUUGAACUCAACAGCUAUUAUAGUGUCAUGGCGCUCGCCUGUUCCAAAUAAACAGCACGGACAAAUACGUGGCUACCAGGUCCAUUUCGUGAGGAUGGAACAUGGAGAACCGAGAGGACAGCCCAUGCUCAAAGAUAUCAUGCUGGCAGAUGCGCAGUGGGAAAGUGAUGACUCUGCUGAACAUGAGAUGAUCAUUUCUGGACUUCUGCCUGAAACGACAUACUCUGUCACUGUGACAGCUUAUACGACAAAAGGAGAUGGAGCUCGAAGCAGAGCCAAGCUUGUGGCAACCACUGGUGCAGUUCCUGGGAAACCAAGACUCCUUGUUAGUCAUACACAGAUGAAUACUGCUCUUAUUCAGUGGCAUCCUCCUGUAGAAACCUUUGGACCAGUUCUAGGUUAUCGUUUAAAAUUUGGGCGCAAAGACUCUGAAUUGUUGACAACAUUGGAAUUUUCAGAAAAGGAUGACCAUUAUACAGCUACUGACAUCCAUAAAGGCACCUCUUACGUCUUCAAACUCUCCUCAAAAAAUAAAGUUGGCUUUGGGGAAGAGAUUGUGAAAGAAAUCACGAUUCCAGAAGAAAGACCGAGUGGAUUUCCCCAAAACCCACGUGCUGAAAGCUCCACAGCUUCGACGAUUCAUUUGAGUUGGCAGCCACCAGUCUUGGCAGAAAGGAAUGGGUUAAUUACCAAGUAUAACGUUUUAUACAGAGAUAUCAACAGUCCAAAUAAUCGGAUUGAGCUCUCUGUUGCUUCGCCCGAGACAAGUUUGAAGCUCACCAACCUAAAACCGGACACCACUUAUGAUAUCAAAGUGAGAGCUUAUACAAGUAAAGGUCCUGGUCCUUAUAGCCCUAGUGUUCAAUUCCGGACACUGCCACUGGAUCCAGCAGUGUUUGCAAAAAAUUUUCAUGUUAAAGCUGUAAUGAAGACAUCAGUUUUAUUAACGUGGGAGAUUCCAGAGAACUACAACACUGCCAUUCCUUUUAAAAUCAUCUACAAUAAUGACCAUAUUGAAGUGGAUGGAAGAGCUACACAAAAGCUAAUCACCAAUUUAGACCCUGACACAUCGUAUUCAUUUGUUUUGACCAAUCGAGGAAACAGUGCUGGGGGCCUACAGCAAGUGGUCUCAGCACACACCGCUCCAGACCUGCUCCGCACCAAGCCAGUCCUGAUUGAGAAAACCAAUUCUGAUGGAAUGCUGACUGUUGAGCUGUCAGCAGUGCCAACACCACCAGCCCCAGUAAAAGGGUACUAUAUAAUUGUUGUGCCUUUGAAGAAAUCCCGUGGGAAAUUUAUCAAGCCUUGGGACAGUCCUGAUGAAAUGGAUUUGGAGGAGUUACUGAGAGAAAUUAGCAGAAAACGAAGAAGUAUCCGUCUAAGGAGGCAAGCAGAUGCUCUUAAGCCAUACAUUGCCGCCCACUUUGAGAUCCUGCCCAAUGAAUUUACCCUUGGUGAUCAGCUGUUUUACAAUGGAUUUGAAAAUAAGCGUCUCCAAAGUGGCCAAGAAUACGUUUUCUUUAUUUUAGCGGUACUUGACAGCCCUGAAUCUAUGAUGUAUGCAACAAGUCCAUACUCUGAUCCUGUACUGUCAGCGGACCUUGAACCUCAGCCCAUUAAAGAUGAAGAAGAAGGAUUGAUAUGGGUAGUUGGCCCUGUAUUAGCUGUUGUGUUCAUCAUCUGCAUUGUCAUUGCUAUCCUCCUGUAUAAAAGGAAAAGGACAGAAUCUGACUCGCGAAAAAGCAGCAUUCCGAACAGCAAAGAAUUACCUUCCCAUCAUCCCACGGACCCAGUAGAACUAAGACGUCUCAAUUUUCAGACUCCAGGUUCAGGUGUCUCCAGUUACCAUGGUAACCUCCAUUCAACAAGCAUGGCCAAUCAUCCACCAAUCCCUAUCUCUGAGCUCGCGGAUCACAUUGAGCGGUUGAAAGCUAAUGACAACUUGAAGUUCUCGCAGGAGUAUGAGUCAAUUGAUCCUGGCCAACAGUUCACAUGGGAACAUUCAAACAUGGAAGUCAACAAACCAAAGAAUAGAUAUGCAAACGUAAUUGCAUAUGACCAUUCACGGGUUCUCCUAUCUGCGAUUGAUGGCAUACCAGGAAGUGAUUACUCCAAUUCCAAUUAUAUUGACGGCUAUAGAAAACAGAAUGCCUACAUUGCAACACAGGGUCCUCUGCCUGAGACAUUUGGAGAUUUUUGGAGGAUGAUAUGGGAGCAGCGAAGUGCAAUUGUUGUGAUGAUGACUAAACUAGAAGAAAGAUCGAGGGUAAAAUGUGACCAGUAUUGGCCUUCACGAGGAACCGAAACGUUUGGAUUAAUCCAAGUUACUCUACAGGAUACUGUUGAACUGGCAACUUACUGUGUUAGAACGUUAACAUUAGACAAGAUUGGCUCCAGUGAAAAGAGGGAAGUACGACAAUUCCAGUUCACAGCGUGGCCUGAUCAUGGGGUUCCAGAACACCCAACACCAUUCCUUGCCUUCCUGCGGCGAGUAAAAGCCUGCAACCCUCCAGAUGCUGGGCCAAUGGUUGUACAUUGUAGUGCUGGAGUUGGAAGGACUGGUUGUUUCAUUGUAAUAGAUGCCAUGUUGGAGAGAAUAAAGCAUGAGAAAACUGUAGAUAUUUAUGGUCAUGUAACACUAAUGAGAUCACAGAGGAAUUACAUGGUUCAGACUGAGGACCAAUAUAUCUUUAUUCAUGAUGCACUGCUUGAAGCAGUGACUUGUGGAAAUACCGAAGUGCCAGCCAGGAACCUAUACGCGUAUAUCCAGAAGCUGACACAAGUGGAGCCAGGAGAAAACGUCACAGGAAUGGAACUGGAAUUCAAGCGUCUUGCCAACACGAAAGCCCACACAUCAAGAUUCAUUAGUGCCAACCUUCCAUGUAAUAAAUUCAAGAAUCGCCUUGUUAAUAUUAUGCCAUACGAAUCUACGAGAGUAUGUCUACAACCAAUCAGAGGAGUUGAGGGCUCAGACUAUAUUAAUGCCAGUUUUAUUGAUGGUUAUAGGCAGCAGAAAGCAUAUAUAGCCACACAGGGACCCUUAGCAGAGACAACAGAAGAUUUCUGGAGAAUGCUUUGGGAGCACAACUCUACAAUUGUGGUUAUGUUGACCAAACUACGAGAAAUGGGCAGAGAGAAAUGUCACCAAUAUUGGCCUGCGGAGCGAUCAGCUAGGUAUCAGUAUUUCGUAGUAGACCCCAUGGCAGAGUACAACAUGCCACAAUACAUUCUCAGAGAGUUCAAAGUUACAGAUGCUAGGGAUGGUCAGUCACGCACAGUAAGGCAGUUCCAGUUUACUGACUGGCCAGAGCAAGGAGUGCCAAAGUCUGGCGAAGGUUUUAUUGAUUUCAUAGGCCAAGUGCACAAGACAAAAGAGCAAUUUGGGCAGGAUGGACCCAUCAGCGUUCACUGCAGUGCUGGUGUUGGGAGGACUGGUGUUUUCAUAACACUAAGUAUUGUGUUGGAAAGAAUGAGGUACGAGGGAGUUGUGGAUAUCUUUCAGACUGUCAAGAUGCUAAGAACACAACGACCAGCUAUGGUGCAGACAGAGGAUCAGUAUCAAUUCUGUUAUCGAGCUGCACUGGAGUACCUUGGAAGCUUCGAUCACUAUGCAACAUAAAACCUGAUCCACCAUGGAUUUACAGUAGGCCAUUUAAGAUCCAGAAAGCCUCUUCUGAGCCAUACAAUGUGCUUGAGAAGUACUACUUACUCCUAGCU
Rhincodon typus (whale shark) is the source of this 6376-nucleotide messenger RNA. Its product is annotated as receptor-type tyrosine-protein phosphatase delta. The transcript is spliced from 34 exons. Lineage: Eukaryota; Metazoa; Chordata; Chondrichthyes; Orectolobiformes; Rhincodontidae. Gene Ontology annotation, molecular function: protein tyrosine phosphatase activity; protein binding. The record is from RefSeq and is a predicted model, not a curated record. Bases 537 to 6278 code for a protein of 1913 amino acids. Gene Ontology annotation, biological process: protein dephosphorylation.